AUGAGCCGUGCAAUUACCCGCAAUCCACACGUCGAGUUACUCCCCCUGAUAAAUGAACCGGGUUAUGAAAGAGUCAUGGUAGACUUACUACCCGAACAGAUAGGCAAAAUGAUUCCAUUUCCGUCUCUACUGAACUCCGAUGUUGAAAGAUUGCUCAAUGCGCUACUCUUGGAACACGGACACCCAGAAACCGCUGCUUAUUGCGAAUCUAAACAGGGAGGAAAUAACAACUUGGUGGUUUUCGAUUGCCAAGCAACUCCAUUUUAUGUCCACCUCAAGUACUGCAUACGGACUCCGCGAUAUAUUUCUUUUGCCCAGAAACGCCAAUAUCCAACUUAUCAGCCAGUCAAGACCCUUGUUGCAUUGACACAUCAAUUCGGAGUCCAUGGACUCGGUUUACCCAUCCCUAAUAUCCUUCUUCAUAACUCCGGUUUUGAUAACGCUAUUUCUUGUCCAUAUGUGGUCAUGCAGAUGAUAUCUGGGACCACACUACAAAAACUGUAUCAAACCAUACAACGAUCACCAAAUUUCUUCCCCGUUGUAUUGCAGCACUGUCAACUUGCGCGCGAAAUAGCACAUUUCAUUGCUAAGAAGGAAAGAGUUAAAUUUCCAGGCUUUGGUGUUGUUAAAAAUGCAACAGAUACAGAAAUCUGGAACAGAGAAGACCCAAAUGUUCACUAUGACCUUGCCGUGGAUGAGUUUAACAUAGCGGGUGGGACAAUUUCAAAAUUCGACUUUCGCAGCUUUAUUUGUGAUUUGGCGGUCAAAGAAAUGUUUAGAUUUAAAAAAUUACAGGCACUGGGGCAGAGAUAUCAAGGCAUAAAGCUCCCAUGUGUAUGGCAAGCAAUGGCUGUGAGGAAUAUGCUCGGUGAUGAAGACUCGACACUUUGGCAUCCAGAUUUUCAUCCAAGAAAUAUCUUGAUUGUACGACAUGGGAGUGAUGUUCGUCUGUCAGGUGUUAUCGAUUGGGACAAUGCUUUGGCUCUACCGCGUAUCAUGACAAGAGAGCCUCCUUCUUUUCUCUGGAAUCAGCCAGGCGUUCUUACACAGCCAGAGGCUGAUACGGUCAAACAAGCAUUCGAUGAGACUAUAGAGCACUUGGUUCCUGGCUAUACAGAAGAUGCAUACUCAAGAUCUCGAGUUCUCAUUCGAGCAAUGGGCAUGUAUUCACUAUAUGGCCCCCAAUGGAAGCAUUAUGGGGAGAUCUCUUUUGACGAAUUCCUACUGGAAUGUGAAAGUCAUUUUGGAUCAGACUUGCGAUUCCCCAAUAUGUGA
Messenger RNA from Botrytis byssoidea, 1275 nucleotides. RefSeq lists its product as uncharacterized. Bases 1 to 1275 code for a protein of 424 amino acids. The record is from RefSeq and is a predicted model, not a curated record. The transcript has 2 exons. Lineage: Eukaryota; Fungi; Ascomycota; Leotiomycetes; Helotiales; Sclerotiniaceae.